GUUUCCUGGAUUAGAAGGAAAGACUUCCACGUUCUAACAGUUGGUUCUGACACGUACAUUACCGACGACCGCUUCCAAGCCGUCCUUACCCAGUCUGCAAAGGACUGGAUGUUACAGAUUAAGUUCGUUGAAUUGAGUGAUGCUGGAUUAUACGAGUGUCAGGUUAGCUCCGAUCCUAAAAUCAGCCACUUUUACAACCUCAAUGUUUUAGUGGCCGAGGCUACAAUAGAAGGAGAAUCCAUUCGUUAUGUCAAGACGAAGAGCUCCAUCAACUUGACUUGUGUAAUAAGCAACAGUCCAGCGGCUCCUGUCUUCGUUUUUUGGUACCACAACCAACGAAUGAUCAACUAUGAUUCUGCUCGUGGAAAGAUCUCUGUGGAGAAGGGCAACGAGGACACUGCCAUUAGUACACUGUAUAUUAAAGAUGCUGAACUGGCGGACAGCGGCAACUACACGUGUGGCCCUUCCAACGCUGGGCCGACAAGUGUAUAUGUCCAUGUGUUGAACGGCGAAAAGUCUGCGGCAAUGCAACACGAAAGCAGCUCGUCCAUAGCUAGCAGUAGUGUCUCUAGGAUCCUGUUCAUACAGUCAGCCUUGUUGUUUCUUGUGGCGAGCUUGGUAAGAAGAUGACCUCCAGAUCGACCAUUCCCUCACGUUUCUGUGUUGUUGACUACAGAUCUCGUUUCCUUGGGCGGUGCUCAUUGUCUCCAGAUAGGGAUGAACGAACCAUAAGAAACAUCUGUCUUCAUGCUCAGCCCCUUACAUUUAAACUAUCGUGGCAUGCAUGUCUUGUCAAAUAUGUCUUUUAACAUCGGUGAACACGUUAGUAACAAAGCUUAGUAAGGAAAACGAUGGCUGUAUAGAGUCAUGAGACCCGAAACAGCUGAAGUGUUGAAUCCGGCCACUAGGGGCUAGUUAGGGAAAAAAGACUGGAAGUUUCCAGCGGUCCAUAUGCCUAAGUAGAUAUUAAGUAGAUGUUUCAUAUUUAAUAACCUAAAAUAUACGAUGCGUGUAUAAAAAGGGAUAAGUGAAUGUGUAAACGGAGGACAACAGAAACGAAUAUGGUAAGUAUUUAACACGUUUAUGUAACUCUCGAAAAGUUGAGAUAUCGUACAAUUUUUUCACAUUCCACAAGGUUCGUUUGUUUUAAAUAAAAUCGUAAUUUGCUCAUUUAUCUACUACUACAUGUUGGUAAAAAUUCAUUUUGGUGUUUAAGAUGUAGAGAUACACUUGUUAUUCAACUCCAUACCGACUCUCUUGAGAUGUUCGAUGUUUGUCAACUUUAAAACAUAAUUUCUCUUUAACCUAGGAAGAGAUUAAUUUGUUUAAUCGUUUCAAGAACCAUAUAUUAUAGUUGUUAUAUAUAUGAAUAUAUAUAUAUAUAUAUACCCUUUAAUAUUUUCUCAGUACUGAACAUGGAGUUUUCUAUUGCGUCAUUUCCAUUACUGUCUGAGAGCGUGAGUAACAUUCUGCUUAGUUUCUGUGUCUGUGAUAUUGAAAAUGGCUAAGAAAAUAAACACAGUUUAGUGGAA
This is a messenger RNA of Limulus polyphemus (Atlantic horseshoe crab), 1532 nucleotides long. Its product is annotated as zwei Ig domain protein zig-8-like. The transcript is spliced from 3 exons. The annotation marks the transcript as partial. The record is from RefSeq and is a predicted model, not a curated record. Gene Ontology annotation, biological process: synapse organization. Gene Ontology annotation, cellular component: neuron projection membrane. NCBI's taxonomy places the organism in Eukaryota, Metazoa, Arthropoda, Merostomata, Xiphosura, Limulidae.